Messenger RNA from Folsomia candida, 813 nucleotides. RefSeq lists its product as uncharacterized. The coding region runs from base 64 to 687 and encodes 207 amino acids. The transcript has 3 exons. Lineage: Eukaryota; Metazoa; Arthropoda; Collembola; Entomobryomorpha; Isotomidae. The record is from RefSeq and is a predicted model, not a curated record.
UCACUCAGCACACACAUCGAAUUUCUACUUCAAACGAGAAACUAAUUAGAUACCUUGCUUAAGAUGCAUUUAAUUGCGGUUCUGGCGCUGUUCGUUGCGGUUGCGCAGGUGCAAUCACACGGAUAUUUGAAGGACCCCGUGGCGCGAACGUCGAUCCAAACCCGGCCCGAAUUCAACACGCAGCAACCCUACUGGUGGGACAAUCAGGGCGUCUGGUGCGGAAAUGUGCAGCAGAACUUGCAGUAUUCCUCUUGUGGAAGGUGCGGUGACGUACAAGGAGAGACGACUGCUAACCAGGGGGGAAUUUAUGACAAGGGGGUUAUCACGGGGACUUAUUCGGCUGGAUCGAUUAUCAACGUCGUCGCGAACUUCCAAGCUCCCCACCACGGCUAUUUUGAAGUAGAACUUUGCCCAAAUCAGCAGGAAUCUGACAAUUGCUUUACCAAGCUGCCCAUCGUUGGAGGGUCGGAAGAUGUUCGAGAUGGUAACCGCAUUUGCGUCCCAUACGAUAACGUUAACACCGACAUUACCGCCCGAGUCCAACUUCCCGCUGGGGUAACGUGCAGUCGGUGCACGCUUCGUUGGACUUAUCGAACCUCGUAUCCCGGACCAGCUGGUUGGGACUCCUGUUACAACGCGCAGCCUGCCCAGACCUUCCGAAACUGUGCGGAUAUCACCAUCAACUAAUAUUCAAAUUAAUAAAUCUAUUGAUUCUAAAUUUGAGUGGUAUUAAAUAUUCGAAAAAACUGUAAAUGGAUCAAUGUAAUUGUAAAUUUACAAGAUAAUAAAAGUAAAUGAUUAUAACAGCAUAAA